AGUCGUCCAGAAGCCGUCGUGGAGAGAGGGUGCGCGCCGGACGCUCCAGACGCCAGUCCAGUCGCGGCAGACUAGUGUUUGUGUGAGAGGGAGGGAGGACAGUGCCGCGCGCGGUGACAGACGAGAUAGUGCGAUUGGAGUGGGACUGCUGUUUGUCGGUGGAGGAUUACAGAAGCGAAGAUGCGUCGGUGGCGGUGUGCCGCCGCGGCGCUGCUGUUUCUGCUGCUGGCCUCAGCGGUCACAGCGCUGCAGACUUUUGUUCGAGAGCCGUCCGAUCAGUACGUCCGGCUCGGGCAGACCGUGGUACUUCCCUGCCAGGUGGCCAACUCAGUGGGACAGGUGCAGUGGACUCGCGACGAGUUCGGUCUGGGCAUCAUCCGCGACCUGCCCGCCUACCCGCGCUACCAGAUGAUCGGUGACGACCAGGAGGGCAUCUUCUCACUGGAGGUGCAGCGGGUGAAGCUGGAGGAUGACGCCGUGUUUCAGUGCCAAGUGGGCGCCGCUGCCGGAGUGCCCGGCAUUAGGUCGAGGAACGCUCGUCUGACAGUGCUAGUGCCGCCGGAGCCGCCGAUGAUCCUGCAGGGUGAACAGAUGGCCACCACGGCCGGUCUCAAUGUGCGCCUCCAGUGUCGCAGCACGGGCGGAAAACCCCCUGCAGAGAUCGAGUGGUACAACGGCGAUCGCGAGCUGAUCGAGAACCGCAGCGAGACGUCCGUCUCCAUCCUCCCGGACGGCAAACUCAGCGAAGUGCUGUCCACCCUCAGCUUAGAGGUCGGCGCUCGUCACCACGGGGCCAACAUCACGUGCCGGGCGCACAACUCGGCCCUCAGUGCGCCUCAGACGGCCGCCAUUCAGUUGGCGGUGCGGUUUGCGCCUCAGGUGCAGCUCUCCGGUGAUACGACAGCGGUGCUGGAGCGCCGAGAUGUGACGCUCAACUGCGAGGCCACGGCUAACCCGAGUCAGGUGACAUACCAGUGGUUCGUCAACGAGGAGCCCCAGGUGGGGCACACCGGCUCCCAGCUGACCCUGAGGGCGGUUGGACGCGACCUCAACAAUGCUACGGUUCGCUGCAGGGCUGCCAAUGAAGUGGGGGCAGCCAGUGACUCCAAGCGCAUCACAGUGCUAUAUGCGCCCAGGUUCCGGCAGGAGCCUCAGGAUGUGGCCGCCGACGCGGGUCAUGAGGUCAGCCUCAGUUGUGACGUCGACUCGAACCCCGAGCCGCGAGUGACCUGGGUCAAACGCGACUGCCAGUCCUGCCAGAGACGUGUGGGCGUGGGCCGGCGGCUGCGACUGCGGGCUACGCGCGAGUCCGUGGGCCGCUACGAGUGCCGGGCCGAGGUGGAAGGCUUCCCGGAGGUGUCGCGGCAGCUGAUGCUGUUCGUGAGGGCCCAGCCGGAGGUGACGGCGCACUCUACACAGCACGGUGUCGAGGGCGAGACAGUGCGCGUGGAGUGUGUGGGCGCCAGCGUGCCGCCGCCCCAGGUCACCUGGUACUUCCAGCAGACGCCCGUGCCGCUAGACGCGGACCGUUACCAGGUGAUCGAGCAGCCGGAGGUCGGAGGUCUCCGCAGUUUGCUGGUCAUCCACCGAGCCACAGACAGCGACUUCGGCCUGUACAACUGCACGUUCACCAACGCCUACGGCAGCGACUCGGCCGCCAUCAUCCUUCAGAGGCAGAGAGCGCUGCCUCUGCUCAUCAUCCUAAUUAUCGUCAUCGGCGGCAUCGUGGUGCUGACGGCCGUCAUUCUCGUCGUCAUCAUGUGUCAGCGUCAUCAUCGGCGGGCCAAGGAGAAGCCCACUGCAGAAGAGGUGGCCCGGGACAAGCUGGGCCGGGACUCGGAGCCCAACUCGUCCGGCUCGGACCUCAAGGUGGAGAUCCGCACCACCUCGUCCGGCUCGGGUCACGUGAUCACUGAUCGGUGGGAUGGCGCGCACGAGCCGCCGCCCUCGCACGUGCGCAUGGCGGGAGUGGGCGAGGAGGCGCCCGCCGACAACGGCUUCCCGCCAUUUGUCAAGGAGGCCCCGUCCCCGGUCACCAGCGGCGGAGGCGUGGCGGCGUACCCGUGCUACGACCAGCACGGCUACGUCCGACCGCCCAGUGGCGGGCUGAGGGCGUUCUACACGAGCUCGCCGAGCACGCCGGCCGAGUACGCCCCGACCACGUCCGCGCUGAGCGACUACGGCCGCUACGGCGGCUACGGCGAGUACGGUGCGGCGGCCGGCCAGUACGUGGUGGACAGUCAGCUAAAGCCCGGCACACUAGCCACCCACGUGUGACCCUCGCCCGGCCGGCCCGGCCGCUGGCUCGUGUAGCUCCGGGGCACGGCCGGCGCCCCGCGGGCGCCGGGGGCGCAGGGGCGUCCGGGCGCGGCCGACCGGCACUGGCGGGCGCCCUCACCUUCCCCCGAAGAACGGUGUGUGCCAAAGAGGGGUGCCGCGCAGAUGAAGCGGCUUAGAGUGCCGAACAGAACUGCCAGAGUUGUUAGUGACGUGCCGAACUUUGCGAGAGUGUGCGUGCUUUGUUCGUUUUUGUUGAGAGUGGACAAAGAAAAGAUACGGAUAUGUAGUGCGCGGACAUUACGUGUGUGUAUAUGACUAUGUUUUAGGUGGUCAACUGCGCGAAUCAUCACAUGGAGCAAUGGUGAAGUGUUUUGUCACUGUGUCGAUGUUUUCUACUCUAGUUCGAUGUAUUGCGACUGUGAUAAUUUGUAAAUAAAGAUGCUAUGACCUGUGAA
Amphibalanus amphitrite is the source of this 2735-nucleotide messenger RNA. Its product is annotated as irregular chiasm C-roughest protein-like. The record is from RefSeq and is a predicted model, not a curated record. Gene Ontology annotation, biological process: cell-cell adhesion. Gene Ontology annotation, cellular component: cell-cell junction. Gene Ontology annotation, molecular function: cell adhesion molecule binding. Lineage: Eukaryota; Metazoa; Arthropoda; Thecostraca; Balanomorpha; Balanidae. The transcript has 12 exons. The coding region runs from base 181 to 2277 and encodes 698 amino acids.